AUGGCGCCGCUGGGUAUGCUGAAAAACGUUGUGCGGGCACCCAUGUCGUUCUUUGACACAACACCUGGUGGGCGUAUCGUCAACCGAUUCUCCCGUGACGUGGAGAUCACAGACAACAUGCUCCCGGGCACCAUGAGACAGGUUUUGAACUGCGCAGGUCGUGUUCUGACGACUAUCAUCACUAUCAGCUACGGCACGCCCAUUUUCCUAAGCGUCAUGGUACCAUUGGCUAUACUUUACGUUCUCAUACAGGUCGUGUACAUCCCCACAUCCCGUCAGUUGCGGCGCAUCGACUCCAUCACUCGCUCCCCCAUCUACGUGCACUUCUCCGAGACUCUGAGUGGUGCCUCCUCCAUCCGGGCGUACCGCGCCCAGGACCGAUUUAUACGUCAAUCCAAGGAAAAAGUGGACCACAACUUCAAGUUCUACUUCGCAGGAAUCGCCGCCUCCACAUGGCUGGGCUUCCGACUCCAAUUGCUAGGUAACAUAGUUGUGUUUGCGGCCGCCAUUUUUGCUGUUGCAAGCACUGAUAUCGAGACGGGUCUCGUGGGUCUGUCAGUGUCCUAUGCAAGUCAGAUGACCGGAGCCCUUGAGUUCUUGGUGAACAUGAUGAGUGAGGUGGAAACGAACAUUGUGUCAGUGGAGCGUAUCAAGGAGUAUACGUACACCCCUAGGGAGGCCACCUGGAUCAUCGAAGAGAAGCGGCCUGACCCGUCCUGGCCCCAGCUUGGGAACGUGGAGUUCCAGGGCUACGAGACCAGGUACAGACCUGGCCUUGACCUUGUGCUCAAGGGACUCUCCUGUACCAUCAAAGGCGGAGAAAAGAUCGGUAUCGUGGGCCGCACGGGCGCGGGCAAGUCUUCCAUGACUGUGGCUUUGUUCCGCAUCAUCGAGGCGGCCGGCGGGAAGAUCGUCAUAGACGGCCUGAACAUCUCAGACAUGGGGCUACAUGACCUCAGGAGUAAACUCACUAUACUGCCACAGGUAGCUCAUGCUGUUUGUUUGUCCGUCUGUCUCGUGGGUCAGCGUCAGUUGGUGUGUUUGGCACGGACUCUGUUGAGGAAGACCAAGAUCCUGGUGCUGGACGAGGCCACAGCGGCUGUGGACUUUGAGACAGACGAGCUCAUCCAGAAAACCAUCAGGACACAGUUCCAGGACAACACGAUACUCACCAUUGCUCACAGACUCAACACAAUACUCGAUUAUGACAGAGUCAUGGUGCUGGACCAAGGCUUGAUCAAGGAGUUUGAUGCUCCCAACGCUCUACUUUCUGACAAAAAUGGUGUCUUUUACGGCAUGGCCAAAGAUGCUGGACUUGUUUAGUGGAUAGUCCAUCAGCACCUGUCAAAAGGAACUUGAAAGAGAGAGAG
Messenger RNA from Aplysia californica (California sea hare), 1370 nucleotides. RefSeq names its product multidrug resistance-associated protein 1. The transcript has 10 exons. Gene Ontology annotation, cellular component: membrane. NCBI's taxonomy places the organism in Eukaryota, Metazoa, Mollusca, Gastropoda, Aplysiida, Aplysiidae. Gene Ontology annotation, biological process: transmembrane transport. Bases 1 to 1323 code for a protein of 440 amino acids. The record is from RefSeq and is a predicted model, not a curated record. Gene Ontology annotation, molecular function: ATP hydrolysis activity; ABC-type transporter activity; ATP binding.